CCCCGGCGGCGGGCGCGGCCCGGGCGGGGUGGGAGCGAUGGCGGAGAGCGACUGGGAUACGGUCACGGUGCUGCGCAAGAAGGGCCCGAGCGCGGCCCAGGCCAAGUCCAAGCAGGCGAUCUUGGCGGCCCAGCGGCGCGGGGAGGACGUGGAGACCUCCAAGAAGUGGGCAGCAGGCCAGAACAAACAACACUUCAUUACAAAGAACACGGCUAAGCUCGACCGCGAAACAGAGGAGCUGCACCAUGACAGAGUUUCCCUGGAGGUGGGCAAAGUGAUUCAACAGGGCCGGCAGAGCAAGGGCCUCACGCAGAAGGACCUGGCCACGAAAAUCAAUGAAAAACCACAAGUUAUCGCUGACUAUGAAUCAGGACGAGCGAUCCCCAAUAAUCAGGUCAUGGGCAAGAUCGAAAGAGCCAUCGGCCUCAAACUGCGUGGAAAGGACAUUGGAAAACCACUGGAAACUGGCCCWAAAGGAAAAUGACAACAAAGCCUCGAAAUCACUUUGCUCAGACUGAUCUGGCCCAGCUGGUUCUCCUCAACCACUCUGCUUAUUGCCAAGCUGAACAAGAGGGUUUCAGACUUGCUUUUGGGGGGAAAUCUGCUGAAUAUGUACCUGCUGUAAAAAGGCAACCUUAAAGAAGCAAUUUUCCUGAUGUUUGUUUUUCCUUCCUCCUUUUCAGAGAUUGAGGAUCUAAAUCCCAAGAAAAAACCCAAACCCCACCUCUGAUUUUCCAGAAAACGUGCAUUGUGGUGUUAGCAGCAGCUGAUGUUAAGGCACUUGGGGUGAUCUGAAAUGUGAUCGCUUGAAAAAAAGUUUGGGGGAUGGGUGAAAUAGAAAUAAUUUGGGAGAAUUGGGACUUGAUCAGAAAUGAUGACUCAGUCACUGUAUCUCAAUGGGUUUGGUUUGUUCUUUCCAGCCUGUUUUAAAGAGGUCUGUAAUAAAGUUUGAUACCCUUCA
Messenger RNA from Malurus melanocephalus (red-backed fairy wren), 961 nucleotides. It is a transcript of the gene EDF1, whose product is annotated as endothelial differentiation related factor 1. Lineage: Eukaryota; Metazoa; Chordata; Aves; Passeriformes; Maluridae. The transcript has 5 exons. Gene Ontology annotation, molecular function: DNA binding. The coding region runs from base 38 to 484 and encodes 148 amino acids. Gene Ontology annotation, cellular component: nucleus. The record is from RefSeq and is a predicted model, not a curated record.